Molecule: messenger RNA, 198 nt
Organism: Pseudomassariella vexata
Lineage: Eukaryota; Fungi; Ascomycota; Sordariomycetes; Amphisphaeriales; Pseudomassariaceae
Product: H/ACA ribonucleoprotein complex subunit 3
Exons: 2
Coding region: 1-198 (65 amino acids)
Biological process (GO): snRNA pseudouridine synthesis; rRNA pseudouridine synthesis; positive regulation of telomerase RNA localization to Cajal body
Cellular component (GO): box H/ACA telomerase RNP complex; box H/ACA snoRNP complex
Molecular function (GO): box H/ACA snoRNA binding; telomerase RNA binding
Source: RefSeq, a predicted model, not a curated record
AUGCAUUUGAUGUACACCAUGCAAGACGGGAAGCGCACCUACACCCUCAAGAAGGUGCUGCAAGGCGAGGUCACCAAGUCGGCACACCCUGCGCGUUUCUCCCCCGACGACAAGUGGUCGAGGCAGCGCGUGACGCUGAAGAAGCGAUUUGGCCUGCUUAUUUUUGUGGAUGACGCGAAGAAGAUCAAGGCGCCGUGA